Caenorhabditis sp. 36 PRJEB53466 is the source of this 3425-nucleotide messenger RNA. NCBI's taxonomy places the organism in Eukaryota, Metazoa, Nematoda, Chromadorea, Rhabditida, Rhabditidae. The record is from the annotation of a GenBank genome assembly.
AUGGCGCACAAAACCAGCAAAUCGGCCGGCUGGAGUUUCAAACCGCCGAGACAGGAACUCAAUCUGAUUCAGUACACGUGUCAGGUGGAACCACUCGAUGUCCAAUUGCUGAAUCAUCUUAGAGAACAGGUAGGGAACUUGUCUCCGUUAAGCCUUCAUUCCAAUUAGAAAAGUGAGCUUAGUUAACUGAACAUUUGCAUAUUAUCUUUGAUCAUUUGCUCACUUCCUGCUUUCCGCGGGGGCGAUUGUCUUUCCUCCGAAUAAUCAGAAAGACAAAGAAGAACUUGCCGAAACGAACGGCUUAGGCCUAUUUCACAAGCACAGUGUUUCACAGGUUCAAAGCAGAAAAAGUGGAACGACUGCUUUUUUUCAGGCUCAGAACACCGAAGACUUGUCUGUUCUCUUCAACAUCCUUCCACCAGUCGAACAGUUGAUUUCUGAGAUACCGUAUACUUUGCCGCUUUUAGAAGCAAUUUACUUGAAAUGCGAACUGGUAAGCGGUUCAACCAUAGAACGUUUUUAUGAGAACUUGUGUUUCAGAGAACUGUCGAAGAUGGAUUACUGUUGCCCACGAAAGAACUUUGCUGCGAGCAAUUGUUCUGCCAACUGGUUUGGUGGACGGCGUUUUGCGAGCAGAGUAACACUUCGAGUGCCAAGAAACAUUGUGUCAUGUUCACGGUAAGCGAUUCAUGAUUUGUUCUGUUCUUCUUCUUCUUUUUCCUUCUUCCUUGUGCAAAUCGGUGUUUGCGUUCUUUUCUUCCUGGAGUAACUUGAAGAAAACACCCGUCAAAAUGGCAUUUGCUUCUCUCGCUCUCUCUCUUCUACUUCUUCUUCCUUUCAUGGACCGAAUUGCUCUCUUGUGUGAGAGCUGAGAGAAGAUAAUCAAAUAACGUUUCUGUGACGGCGCAUCCCCACCCAACAAAACUUGACAAAAAGGAAAAAGAAUAGGAAGGGCUCGUUUCAGGAUUUUCAACCAUGCAUUGCCUCCCUAAUGACCAUUAUCGGCCGACAAUGCCCAGACUUGGUGAAGAGAGCGCAUGAGGAUCGAAACCAACUGAAAACAUGUUUGGAGAGUCUCGGAUGCCACGGGCUCGUUAAUUGCUCUUCCGGCUUAAUUAGGUUCGUCAUAGUUUAGAGGUAUUGGAUGGUGAUCAACAUUUUCAGAAUGACUGAUGCGGUUCAUCUCGAGCUGUUGAAACAUGUUGAGAAUCUGAAAGUGAUCUGCACACAAAUAAAGGAGCUUCAACACGAUCCAAAGUCAAGUGCGCCUGACCCAUCUUGUGAAAGUCAUCAAAGACAGAUGAGCAUGAGACUAUCGCAGGUCUUCGAGCGCUUGAAACUUAACGAAACGUUACAAUGUGUUCUUGAAGAGACUUUUCAAAAUCAACAUGUACGUUGCGUUUGAGAUUAAGAAAACAUCAGCAUAACACUUUUACAGUUGGCAUCUCUUUUGAGAAUAUGCCGAAAACGUGUCGGCUCUGAUAAAUUGCUCAUCGGAUUGUUCAAUGCAUUUGCAAGAGCGGCUCCGGAAGACUUUGCUCUCCAGCAGAUGGAUCCAAUCGUUGCCCAACUCAUUGUUGUCUUUAAUAAUUCAUAUAAUAAGGUAAACAGGAACUAAAAGUCAGAUUUGCACGCCAUCGAAAAGGUUUCAGCUGCUGCAAAUGUGUCCGGACGAUGUGAAUGCAACUCGUUUGUCGUCGGGAUCGUCGACUUCUUCUGUUUCUCAAGGAACACCUUCUCUGAGUAAUGAAAUCUGACAAUAUUUGAAAGAAAUUGUUAUUUUCAGCAGAAAAGUAUUCUCUGCGAUCUUCAGAGAACUCCAUUCAGUUUGACAAUCUCAAACAAGAAGUUAGUUUCCAAAUAGUUCUAAAAAUUAAAUGGCAUGAAAUUUAGAUUUCAAAACUUCGGAAGGAGCUCCGUGUCGCCAAUUACACUAUCACUCAACUGCGUGAAAAGUCAGAAGAAGAUCUGGUAAUCAAAGAGAGGUUAAUUCAAAUUUGCUGAAUUUUUUCAUAUAUUUGAUUUUGUUCAGUUCUCUCCCUCUUCCCGACUACCCAGAAGCCACCGCCUAUUAUAGUUCUUCCGCGAAAGGCAAUCUGAGUCAAUUAGUCACUCGAUUCGGAGAAUUGUUCAUUUUUGCAAGCAACGUGAGGAACAAAACUUGAUUCCUUGCCUCGACACACAUUUACUUUAGGAACUGAGAGACUCAUUGGAUACUCUGCCGGAAAUGGAAGGGGAAGACGACAUGCAAGCUAUUUUCGGCCACGAAACUCUGAUAGCCACUUACAAUGCAGUCAAAGAAUACAUUGAGGAUAGAAAGUUGGCUGUUCUUAAAGCUUUGGGAUCUGGUUAGUAGUGACAGUCAAGAAUCGUGUUUGUAUACGGUUUUUGUUUCAGUGAAUAACAAUGCGAAACAGUCUAGAGAGCUCACAACUUUUGAGGAUGCUCUUGAUUCUCAACUUUAUAAAGAGUUCACAACUACUAAAACAGGGGGACACAUCAGUGAGGUGAGAUAAUAUCUAAAGUUCCUAAAGUAUACUAUAAAUUUCCAGGAACUGUGCCAGACAGUGUUCAAAAAGCUCAAAGACUAUCCUGGAAUCGACGAGUGUCUAAAUGUUCACCAGUUCAUCCAGAAGUGCAUACAAAUCUCGUGGGACAUUCAGUGCUGUCCUGAUCAAAAGUGAGUCAUCCCUGUCUUUUCCAGCCAGACUUGAAAGCCUUCCGUUUACAAAGCCUCCGCGGUUCGUCAUUGCGCGGAAUUAUUCAAACGGGGCGUUCAAAAAUGUAUCAACAAGUAGGCGCGAAGGAUAAAAUCGCAGCUGGCAAAAACGAAUUAUUGAUGAACGCCAAAAAUACAUGCAUUUCCGCAAAAACAUAUUUAGUCAUAGGAGGCGGAUUUAGGAGGCGGAUUUAAAAAUAUCGAAAAUUCACCUUUCGGUUACAUCAUCGCAAUUUUUCCAGCUUUUCGGUGAUAAAUGGACGAGCAUCAAAAGUUCGUGUCUCUUGACACCUGAAUAUCACAUGAGAAUGUAAUCAAAUAAUCAUACACCCACUUUCAUGUUUCAAGUGACUAAUCACUUUCUCAUGUUCUCUGUAAACCAACCGAUCAUGAUCUUCUAGAUUUUCCGGAAAUUGCGUAAAAAUGUUUGUUAUGAGAAGGACGUGCGUUCAGGAAAAAAGUUCAAGCGGAAAAAAAAGAAUCAAGACCGGAAAAAACAUCACGUUGUUUGGACAUUCUUGGCGAACACAUGAGAUACUCCUUCUUCAGAUUGAAAUUGGAAUACGAUGGAAUAGAUUUUGACCCAUCGCGCCAUUCCCGUGGAGCCUACUCCGGAACAACGAGCCACGUCGUCAACUUCAUCUGGCCCGCCCUAAUUGAGACUUUAGACAAUCGAGUCCUCCUGAAGGCAAUUGUUUUGACGUGA